Molecule: messenger RNA, 1659 nt
Organism: Penicillium argentinense
Lineage: Eukaryota; Fungi; Ascomycota; Eurotiomycetes; Eurotiales; Aspergillaceae
Product: major facilitator superfamily domain-containing protein
Exons: 6
Coding region: 1-1659 (552 amino acids)
Biological process (GO): transmembrane transport
Molecular function (GO): transmembrane transporter activity
Source: RefSeq, a predicted model, not a curated record
AUGGCGUCCAAGGAUUCCAGUUCCAACCCGAAUGCGCCCGCCGAAUGGGGCGGGGCGGUGCAUGGCGUUCGUCUAUAUCUGGGGGCAGUCGGGCUAGGCCUAGCUCUCUUUCUCACGUGCCUGGAGGCGACCAUUUCAAAGCAGUUGGAUCAUUACAUCGUAUCUGCUCACCUAUACUGGUCCGUUUUCGUUCCUCUCGAGAUUGGGGUGAAGCGAGGAUACUCUGCCGGGGCAAAGCUCAUUUUUUUGACUGUAGGAUUUCUGAUCGUCUGGUCGAAUUGCAGUACGAUACUUGGGGUCAAGUUUGCCGUUCUCGCGUCGCUGUUUCUUUUCGUGGUGUUUUCGGCCGGCUGCGCCGCGUCGCAAACCCUCAGCCAGCUUAUUAUUUUUCGGGCCUUCCAAGGGCUUGGCGGCGCAGGGGUCUAUUCCCUGACAUUGUUUUCGUUUGUUCGGAUAGUUCCGUAUAAGCACUUUGACAAGGUGAGCUCCCUCGCCGGCGGGAUUUCAUCGCUCGGUCUUGUUUUGGGACCAUUACUUGGAGGCGCGAUUGCCAACAGCGGGAGCUGGCGCUGGGUUUUUCUCUACAAUGUUCCGGCUGGGGCCAUCUCAUGGGUUCUCAUAUUCUGUACAAUUCCAUCCCAUUUCCCCAACCCGCCAUCGGGGGAGCUGUCACCGACAAGGAAAAGGCAGAACUGGCAGACGACCAAAUCCUUUUUUGGCCGCGUCGAUAUCCCCGGCACCCUUUUGACGUUAUCUGCCUCCUCCUUUAUCAUCGCGGCUCUCCAGGAAGGAAAUUCGGAGUAUGCCUGGAGCUCGGGACUCGUGAUAAGCUUCUUCGUUAUUGCGGGGCUAUCAUGGUUCGGAUUUAUCUGGUGGGAAUGGUUUAUUUCCACUCGUGGCCCAGCAACUACACCGAUGUUUCCAUGGUGGCUGACCCAAAACCGGAUUUUCAUGGGCGUCAUUCUGGGGUUUUUUACAACUGGACUGCCGUUGUUUGUUUGCAUUAUAAAUGUCCCUCAGCGGUUUCAAAUUGUCAAUGGAAGCACUCCAAUCGGGGCCGGGGUGAAGCUGCUCUCCUUCUCAGUGAGCUGCCCCCUCGGCAUCAUAGCCUGCUCUAUCCUGGCUGGAAGACUGGCGAUUCCGUUCACCUAUAUCACAUUAGCUGGUAUUGCCUGUGAGAUCACGGGCUUGUUUCUGUACUCAGAGAUUAGUCCGGCCACACACCUCUGGCUUGGUCAGUUUGGAUAUCUGGUGUUGGCUGGUCUGGGUGUCGGACUGAGUGUAGCUGCCUUCUACAUGGCAGCUCCCCUUGUGGUAGACCAAAAGGACCAAGCCGCCGCCGUUGGGAUCGGCAUUCAAUUUAGAACACUGGGAGGCGUGUUAGGGGUCGCCGCAUCCACCUCGAUCCUCAACCAUUACCUAAAAAGCCGACUGGCAUCAAUCCUGGGCCCUUCGGAGCUUGCAGCUUUGUUAAAAACGACCCAGUUUAUCCGAGCUCUAUCGCCAGACGUUCAGGUCCGUGUCCAAGAGGUCUACGCGUUGGCCUAUGGCGCGCAGAUGAAACUCGCAGGUGCCUUUUCCGUGGCCCAGUUACUGGCGGUCGCGAUGAUGUGGAAGACUGAGAAUGUGCGGUUUUCAAAGCCCAAGCAAUCCCAUUGA